Messenger RNA from Triticum turgidum subsp. durum (durum wheat), 1170 nucleotides. NCBI's taxonomy places the organism in Eukaryota, Viridiplantae, Streptophyta, Magnoliopsida, Poales, Poaceae. The record is from the annotation of a GenBank genome assembly.
AUGCGGCCAGCGCCCGUCCCCUCGUCUCCUCCCCCCUCCCUCCCUGUCGUCGCACGGACCGACGGCGACGGCCGGGCCCCGCCCGCCCGCCUGGCCACCGCGCCUAUAUUCCAGCCUCCCCUCUCCCUCCCACCCGCCUCCCUCCAGCGCAGCCGCCAGCCUCCGCUGAAAAGUCCUCCAACCCCAAAGCUCCCCCCUCUCCGUCGGAGAGAUCCGGGCCGCCUGCCCCCAAUCCCGCCGCCCCCCGCCUCCGAAUCCGCGCGGCGUCCACGGGCGUCGGGCGGAAGAAGCCUCGCGCGCGCGCGCGCGCAUUUCCUCCGUCGCCUCGUCUCGCCGGGGAUUCGGGAGGGGCUGGGGCCCGCGAGGGAGGGAGGCGGGAUGCCGAUUGGGGUGUCGGACGAGCUGCUCGGCACGUUCGUGCCGAUCGCCGUCUACUGGCUCUACUCGGGGCUCUACGUCGCGCUGGACGGCGUGGAGCGCCUCGACUCGUACCGCCUGCACCCCAGGGGCGAGGAGGCCGCCAGGAACGUCGUCUCCAGGGGCGCCGUCGUCAGGGGCGUCCUCGUCCAGCAGGCCUUCCAGGUCGUCGUCGCGCUCACGCUCUUCGCGGUUAUUGGCGAUGAGAGUGGUAUUGCACCGAAGCAGCCUUCUGCUGUGGUGAUAGUGCUGCAAUUUAUCAUCGCGAUGUUUGUCAUGGACACAUGGCAGUACUUCAUGCACAGAUACAUGCACAUCAACAAGUUUCUGUAUAAGCACAUCCAUUCCAAGCACCACACUCUUGUAGUCCCUUAUUCCUUCGGGGCUCUUUACAAUCAUCCUCUCGAGGGCCUUAUUCUGGACACCAUCGGCGGUGCUCUCUCAUUUCUCCUCUCUGGUAUGACUCCACGAACAUCCAUAUUCUUUUUCUCGUUUGCGACCAUCAAGACAGUGGAUGACCACUGCGGGCUGUGGCUUCCCGGUAACAUCCUCCAUGCGUUGUUCAACAACAACACUGCUUACCAUGACAUCCACCACCAGCUCUAUGGCAACAAAUACAACUUUUCGCAACCUUUCUUUGUCCUCUGGGACAAGAUACUCGGGACAUACAUGCCAUACUCUCUCGAGCACCGGAAAGGAGGAGGGUUUGAGUCCCGGCCAGUCAAACCAGUAGAGCAGACCAAGGCUGAUUAA